AUGGAGCAGAUUCAUGGCAUGCAAGUGCGAGCAAUGCGAUUCACUAGGGCUGAUCUUUUGCAUUCCACGUAUAAGGCCAUGGAGGAGUUUCGGGCGGAAACCACAGUUGGGCUCAUCGCAUGUUGUCAGUGUGGUUUGCCUAUUCAACCAAAUGCGGCCAAUAUGUGCAGUGGCUGCAUUCGUUCAAAAGUCGAUAUCACAGAAGGGAUUGGUAGGUCAGCAACCAUUUAUAUAUGCAAGUUCUGUGAUCGUUAUUUCGUGCCCCCAAGUGGAUGGAUGCGUGCAGAGUUGGAAUCAAAAGAGCUUCUAUCCAUAUGCCUUAAGAAGUUAAAACCUCAGCUAUUGAAGGUGCGCUUGACCGAUGCCUGUUUUGUAUGGACGGAGCCACAUUCGAAGCGCGUAAAAGUAAAGCUGACCAUCCAGAAGGAGGUCUUUUCAAGUACAAUAUUGCAACAAACAUUUAUUGUCGAGUUUACCAUCCACAACCAGAUGUGUGACGAUUGUCGCCGAGCGGAGGCAAAAGAUUUUUGGCGAGCUUGCGUCCAAGUUCGGCAGAAGGCCGAAUUCAAGAAAACCCUUUUCUAUCUCGAACAACUUCUACUCAAACACAGUGCCCACAGCCAAUGCACAGGAGUGAAGCCCGUUCCAACUGGAAUCGAUUUCUUUUUCGCCAAACUUCAGGACGCUAGGAAAUUCGUUGAUUUCCUUAUGAUGGUGAAUUGGUUAUCACAUGACACGAAAAAUAACACGUAUGACUACAAACACACGUUCUGUGUGGAAAUUGUUCACAUAUGCAGGGACAAUAUAGUGUGCAUGCCUAAAAAAGUUGCCUCAACAUCUGGGUAA
Messenger RNA from Ostertagia ostertagi, 846 nucleotides. The record is from the annotation of a GenBank genome assembly. NCBI's taxonomy places the organism in Eukaryota, Metazoa, Nematoda, Chromadorea, Rhabditida, Trichostrongylidae.